AUGCCGGGCAGUGCCACAGCCCUGGUCCUCACUGCCCUUCUGAGUCUUGGACAAACUUCUCACGAGACCUCUCUCCCAGGGCUGUUCCAGAGGCAGCAGAUCCUGGUCCAGCCAGGAACCCUCCCCAAACCCUCCAUCUGGGCUGACCCAGACACCAUCGUCCCCAGGGGGAGUCCUGUGACCAUCCGGUGUCAGGGGUCUUUGCAGGCUGAUACAUACCGUCUAUCUAGAGAUGGACAGUAUUUCUGGGAUAUGACCCUACUGAACUCUAGGGAGAGAGGGGGCUCCUUCACCAUCCAGUCCAUGGACAGGAACCAUGCAGGGCAGCAGUUCUGGUGUCGUUAUCACAGCUCCACUGGCUGGUCCCCGCUCAGUGAGCCCCUGGUCCUCACCAUGACAGGAGACUACUCUCCACCUGGGCCCUCACUCUUAGCCCAGCCAGGCUCUGUGGUGGCUUCAGGAGGGAAGGUGACCCUCAUCUGUAGCUCAGGCUACUCCUUCCAGACUUUCCAUCUGCUGAAAAAGGGACGAGUCCCCAUGGUCCAGCACAUGGACUCUCAGUACCCCAUGGGGAGGCACCUGGCCACUUUUCUUGUAGACCCCGUGAUCCCCUCCCACGGGGGCACCUACACGUGCUAUGGUUCUUCCAGCUCCAACCCCCAUGUGUGGUCACAGGCCAGCAACCAGGUGCAUCUCCUGGUCACAGGGGUGCACACGAAGCCCUCCCUCUCCGCACACCCGGGCUCCCCAGUGCUGUCUGGAGCCAGCCUGACCCUGCAGUGUGGCUCAGAGGCCAGAUUUGACAGGUUUGCUCUGACCAAAGACGAGCAGCUCUCACAUCCCAGGAACCUUGACGCUCAGCACAGUCCCAACUUCACCCUGAGCUCUGUGCAGGACACCGACGGGGGCCAGUAUAGGUGUUACGGUGGAUACAGUCUCUCCUAUGAGUGGUCAGCCCCCAGUGACCCCCUGGACAUCCUGGUGGCAGGAGCCUAUGGGAAACCCGUCCUCUCAGCCCAUCCGGGGCCCUCGGUGACCUCGGGGCAGAACGUGACCCUGCAGUGUCUCUCAGCCCUCUGGUUUGACACAUUCCUUCUGUUCAAGGAGGGCUUCGUUGUCCCUCUGCAGCACCUUCAUAGGCAGGACAAUCCUAGGCCCUUUCAGGCCACCUUCAUCCUGGGACCUGUGACGUCAGCCCAUGGAGGCACCUACAGGUGUUACACUUCACACAACACCUCCCCCUACCUGUUAUCACAGGCUAGUGACCCCCUGGAGCUGGUGGUCUCAGGAGGAUCCAAGGAUCAGCAGCGCACUACUGUGAAAUCAGACCCACCGAGAAGUCUCCCAGCAUCCCUGAAGAUUCUGAUUGGGGUCUCAGUGGGCUUUAUCCUUCUCCUCCUCCUCUUCCUUAUCGUCUUCUUCCUCAUCCGACAGCAGCGCCAGAGACAGCGCAGUGCCCAAGAGACCAAGACCAGAGACCAGCCCGAGAGCUCCAGCCCAGUCACCGAGGUCCCGGAGAACUUGUAUGCUGCCGUGAAAGACCCACAGCCUGAACAAGUAGAGCUGGACAGUCAGGUGGCUGCACCUGAGGACGCCCAAGAAGUGACAUAUGCACAGCUUAGUAACUUCACCCUCAGACGGGGCACAAGUGCACCCCCUUCCUCAGAGGAGUCCAACGAGCCCAGUGUAUAUGCAGCUCUGGCUACUCACUAG
Molecule: messenger RNA, 1713 nt
Organism: Chrysochloris asiatica (Cape golden mole)
Lineage: Eukaryota; Metazoa; Chordata; Mammalia; Afrosoricida; Chrysochloridae
Gene: LILRB2
Product: leukocyte immunoglobulin-like receptor, subfamily B (with TM and ITIM domains), member 2
Exons: 12
Coding region: 1-1713 (570 amino acids)
Source: RefSeq, a predicted model, not a curated record